Phyllostomus hastatus (greater spear-nosed bat) is the source of this 2274-nucleotide messenger RNA. It is a transcript of the gene PLA2G12B, whose product is annotated as phospholipase A2 group XIIB. The transcript is spliced from 4 exons. Gene Ontology annotation, biological process: arachidonate secretion; triglyceride homeostasis; phospholipid metabolic process. The record is from RefSeq and is a predicted model, not a curated record. Gene Ontology annotation, molecular function: calcium ion binding; A2-type glycerophospholipase activity. NCBI's taxonomy places the organism in Eukaryota, Metazoa, Chordata, Mammalia, Chiroptera, Phyllostomidae. The coding region runs from base 131 to 718 and encodes 195 amino acids. Gene Ontology annotation, cellular component: extracellular region.
CUCUGGGGAACACAGACUGAGUGUUCCAGAUAAUCCCUUUUGCGGUCCUGCCCGACCUCAGGCCUACGGGCUGUGUGCCUGGGCUUCCCGGGACUGGCUGGGGUCUGAGGAGGACCCACCCAGCUACAGGAUGAGGCUGGUCACCAGCUCCUUGAUUCUGUGGCUCAGCCUGGGGGGCGGCCUGGCACAGAGCGACACCAGCCCUGACGCAGAGGAGUCCUAUUCAGACUGGGGCCUCCGGCACAUCCGAGGCAGCUUCGAAUCUGUCAACAACUACUUUGAUUCCUUUCUGGAGCUGCUGGGAGGGAAAAAUGGAAUCUGUCAGUACAGGUGCCGAUAUGGAAAGGCACCAAUGCCCAGACCGAACUACAAGCCUCAGGAGCCCAAUGGCUGCAGCUCCCACUUCCUGGGUAUAAAGGUACCAGAAAGUAUGGACUUGGGCAUUCCAGCAAUGACCAAGUGCUGCAACCAGCUGGAUGUCUGUUAUGACACUUGCGGUGCCAACAAGUAUCGCUGCGAUGCGAAAUUCCGAUGGUGCCUCCACUCUAUCUGCUCUGACCUGAAGCGAAGUCUGGGCUUUGUCUCCAAUGUGGAAAUAGCAUGCGAUUCUCUGGCUGACACUGUGUUCAACACUGUGUGGACCUUGGGCUGCCGACCCUUUAUGAACAGUCAACGGGCAGCCUGCAUCUGCGCAGAAGAGGAAAAAGAAGAGUUAUAAGGAAGAGGUGAUUCCCUGUUGGUUCUGAGUGACACCACAGCUGUCAGUCCUGGAGAGGGGAAAAUGGGGCAGAUGUGUCUCAUCCCUUUUUCCAAAAGCUUGGACGCCUCAAAGCAGGAGGAAGGAAACACUUGACAGCUGGAACUUGAGUCCCAUCCUUUGAGGAGAAUUGGAAAGAAGACACGGAGUGAUCUGAAGCUCACUCGUCACUUUAACGCUGGUCUCCCCAACUCAGACACAUUCGCCUGGAAAUUCAGGCUCUUCGCUUAAAGACUCUAUAAAUAAAGACUAAAUACUGGGAUUCCUGAACUUAACAAUCAUAUUCAUAAGUGAAAUUUUGGAGAGUCCAACCAUUUGGGAAGCAGUGAGUUUCCUCUAGUCCAUGUGUCAGUUGCCAGUAAGCAUCUCACAUAUAAUAAAGUGUACUUUUUAGAAAAUUUGAAAAGAGAUGAAUGAAUUCCAUUAUCACUAAUUUGCUUCCAUUUUGCUUAGAAGAAAACAGAACCCAACCUGGUGAGUUCCAUCAACGAUCACAGUUAUUCCCUCUGGUGCUGAAGAAGUAAGAAUCAGCAGUCACAAGCUCAUGUGAUGAAAGCCAGUGCAGGUGGAGGUUAGGUGGAGUUUGGUCUCUGAGGUUCCAUUUCUUUUCCUUCAGGGAACAAUUCCCGUUAACAUCCCCAAGUACUAGGUGGUCUUCGUAUCAUGUUAAGAUCUGAGAAGCACUUCGUAAAAAUUGCCACUGAAGAUAACUUGAAAAGUCCCUAAAAUCUGGGGGGAGUGAGAGACAAGUGGCCAUUCCCCAAAUAGUGGUUCUCAACCCUGACAGCAAAGUAGAAUCAGCGGAGGAGAGCUAGAACACAAAGGCUCUCAGGGGGUGGCGUCCACAGACAGGUGCGCCUUGUUGUGUUGAGUUUGGCUCUAUUGCACUUCACAGACAUUACAUUUUUACAAAUUGAGGGCAAGACCUCCCCCCAGAAAGAAAGAUUAUGAUGUGCUUUAUUGAGAUACUCACUGUAUCGUCGUGGUCUGGAACCAAACUGGCUGUAUCUCUGAGGUAUGCCCGUGUUGCUAUUUCAUAAAAGCGAUUCUGAUGCACUGUGAGGACUGAGGGCCACGAGGGCAGGGAUUGGCAACUGAAAGCCCGUGGACCACAUCAGGCCCGACCCUUGUUUGCGUUAAAUCUGAUUAGAACACAGCCGUGCUCACCUGUGCCUGGGGCUGCUCACGGGACACAGCAGCGGAGUUGAAUAUUUGUGACACACACGGUACAGCCCAGGAAGCCUAAAAUAUUUACCAUUGGCCUUUUCAGGAAAAUUUGGUAAACCCCCAAUCUAGAGAAAUUUCUCCUUUCCUUUCCUUUUGUUUCCUUUAAUGUCACUGGUUCCAUCAAGAUGUUGAUUGUAGCCAUUUCUAAAAAGAAAAAGAAGAAAAGCUGUUUUCUGAUCUUACGUAAACCCACAAAAUUAAUAUUAAGAAAUUGGAUUUGACUGAAGAUAAAAUGUAUCUCUACAGUUUAUGCUAUUUAUUUCAAUAAAAUAUAUUAAGCACCUACAAAA